CCGCCAGCUUUUCACCAUAUCGGCUGGCAACGUCUUGGGUUUAUCGCAACCUCAGUGGUCUUUGGCUCGGUUUCAGUUUGCCAAUGCAUUGCGCAAAGUGCAAAACUCAGCGGAAACCAAGAAAAGGGGCGUCAUCAUGUCAUUUUGGAGCCACGUACUGGAGGCCCUGCUGGCACUGGUCCACAUCCUGAGCGAUCGCCUGCUGGAGCUCGUGCUGGGCUGGUACCUGGGCGAGCACAAACGGGUGUCGGGUCCGCCGAGCCUGGAACUGCAGGCGACGCUGACGAGGAGCGCCGUGGAGUUGGCCCAACAGAUACGGGAGCGCAGGCUGCGCAGUUACGACAUAGUGAAGGCGUACUGUGAGCGGAUCGAGAGCGUCAAUCGGGAACUGAAUGCGGUGGUCGAUGGCCCCUUUGCGGAGGCCUUGGACCAGGCACGCGAAAUCGAUCGCAAGUUGGCCGAGAAGGAGUACAGCGAUGAGGAGCUGCGACGCCUGCCCUUCCUGGGCGUGCCCUUCACCACCAAGGAUAGCACCGCUGUGGCUGGCAAGCUGCACACACUGGGCCUGCUCAGCCGGAAAUCGGAACGUUCGAGCACGGAUGCCGAAUGCGUGCGCCUGAUGAAGGAUAGUGGCGCCAUUAUCAUCGCCACCAGCAAUGUGCCGGAGGUCAACAAGUGGAUUGAGUCGCGGAACAUGUUAAUUGGCUGCACCAACAAUCCCUACGAUCUGCGGCGUUCCGCGGGCGGUUCUUCGGGUGGCGAGGCUGCACUGAUCGCCGCCUGCUGUACGGGUUUCGGUUUGGGAACAGACAUUGGUGGUUCCAUACGCAUACCGGCCUUCAAUUGCGGCGUCUUCGGGCACAAGCCCACUUCCGGUGCGGUCAAUAUGGCCGGAUGUACGUUCAGGACCGGCAAGGAAAAGGAAACAAUGGUAGUUGCCGGUCCAAUCAGUCGAUCCGCGCGAGAUCUACUGCCCAUGAUGCAAGUUCUGCUGGAGCCGUCGCUGAAAUCCAAGCUAAAACUGGAUGAGAAGGUGGAUCUGAAGCGGUUGCGCUACUUCUAUGUGUCCUCCAACGGCAUGGCGCAGUGCAAUCCUAUCAACCGGGAAACCGAACGGGUGAUGUACAAGAUACGCAAACAUUUCGAGGGAGUGAGUGGAAAGGACGUGCAACACGCCAACCUACCCAAUACCAAGCUGACCGGAAAAAUGUGGCGCUAUUGGAUGACCCAGGAGCCGGCCAACUUCAACCUGUUGCUGGGAAACGGCGCCGAGCUCAAUCCAUUCGUUGAGCUCUUCAAGAAGAUAUUAGGUCAAAGUGACUACAGCAUGGCGUCCAUUUAUAGCCUGAUCGACAGUGUGCUGCCCAAGGAAAAGGAGAAGCUGAUGAGGGAAGCCACGUCCAAGUGCAGGAAGUCCGUUCAGGACUUGCUCGGCGAUGAUGGUGUGCUGUUUUUCCACAGCUCUCCGAGGACGGCACCAUUCCACUACUAUCCCCUGUUCAAGUUCAAUGAUUUUACGUACUUCAGCCUCUUCAAUGUGCUCCACCUGCCGGCCACACAGGUGCCCAUGGGUCUGGACUCCAAGGGCAUGCCGCUGGGCAUCCAAGUGGUGGCCAAUCCGAACAACGAUCGCCUUUGCCUGGCGGUCGCCGAGGAACUGGAGCGCACUUUUGGCGGCUGGGUGCCUCCAUUUCCGCUGAAGAACUAGUAGAUGCUUUAUGAUUGUGCUUAUGAUCAACUAAUUGAUGGAGAGCUUAGGGUGUCGGUAAUGCUGGAGACUGUCCUUGCGGGCUUUGUUACAGGAAAUUAAUAAAUUUGGCUUGUUUUUAAAGCGUUUCUUGA
This is a messenger RNA of Drosophila erecta, 1842 nucleotides long. RefSeq names its product fatty-acid amide hydrolase 2. The transcript has a single exon. Bases 137 to 1708 code for a protein of 523 amino acids. NCBI's taxonomy places the organism in Eukaryota, Metazoa, Arthropoda, Insecta, Diptera, Drosophilidae. The record is from RefSeq and is a predicted model, not a curated record.